Molecule: messenger RNA, 321 nt
Organism: Pseudozyma hubeiensis SY62
Lineage: Eukaryota; Fungi; Basidiomycota; Ustilaginomycetes; Ustilaginales; Ustilaginaceae
Exons: 3
Coding region: 1-321 (106 amino acids)
Source: RefSeq, a predicted model, not a curated record
AUGCAUCGGAUCGAGUAUCUGGGUCAUCAUGAAGACAGACCGAGAGUUCAGUGGCACUUUGUUGGGAUUCGACGACUACGUCAACAUGGUCCUGGAAGAUGUGACAGAGUAGUAAGCAUCCCUUCUUACUGCCGUAGCAAUAUCUUUUUUACUUGGACAGAGCAAGCUGACAUCGCUUUCCUGCUUUGUGCGCUUCGUCAACUCAACAGCGAGACUUCUCCAGACGGCAAAAAGAAGAAAACCAAGCUCGGUCAAACCCUGCUCAACGGUAACAACAUUUGCAUGCUCAUCCCAGGAUCCGAAGGUCCCGAAGACUCGUAA